This is a messenger RNA of Manihot esculenta (cassava), 1247 nucleotides long. RefSeq lists its product as uncharacterized. Bases 85 to 762 code for a protein of 225 amino acids. NCBI's taxonomy places the organism in Eukaryota, Viridiplantae, Streptophyta, Magnoliopsida, Malpighiales, Euphorbiaceae. The record is from RefSeq and is a predicted model, not a curated record. The transcript has 2 exons.
AAAACCCUGACGCAAUAUCUACCAGGUACACAACACAACAGUCAACAGAAAACCAACCGAAGAGAAACACAUUAAAAAAAAAAAAUGAAAUUCAGCGAGUCGCCGGUGAUCGAACUUCAGAUACGAGACAAGCUCCUCUCCAUCCAGCAGGACAAUGCCUCUAUGCACGUCGGCACCUCUGUCUGGCCCUGCUCUCUCGUCCUAGCUAAAUUCGCCGACCGCUGGGCCCCACCUACCACUGCUUCCGUGCCAAACCCCUACUCUUCCCUCUUCGACUUCCGCUCCAAGCCCCGCCGCGCAAUCGAGCUCGGCGUCGGCUGUGGUGCUGCUGGUAUGUCUUUCUACCUCCUCGGUCUUGCUGACCUCGUCCUUACGGACAUUGCGCCGGUCAUGCCCGCUCUGAAGCAUAAUCUGAAGCGCAACAAGCAAACACUAGGAAAGAUGCUGAAGAGCUCCAUCCUCUACUGGAACAAUCAGAAUCAGAUCAAGGCGUUAAAUCCGCCGUUCGAUGUCGUGAUUGCGGCUGAUGUAGUUUACAUUGAGGAGUCUGUGGGACAUCUAAUCGGUGCGAUGGAAGCCCUGGUGGCCGACGACGGAGUCGUUCUCUUAGGAUAUCAAUUGAGGUCGCCGGAGGCGGAUAAGAAGUUCUGGGAAAUGUCUGCAGAGGUUUUUGACAUCGAGAAGGUUCCGCACGAGGAUUUGCAUCCUGAAUACGCGUACGAAGAGAGCGACGUUUAUAUAUUUCGCAAGAAGAAGAUAUAGAUACACACUUUUUGGAUUAUUGCCUAGAUCCAACUAUUAUCUUUUGCUGUAUGCUUGGAUGAACUAAGAACUAGAGGUAUGAAUCAACCAAUGUAAUCCCAUUUUCUGCCUUUGAAUCAGGCUUCAUAUUUCAUCUUCUGUAUGAUCUUACUCUAAUAAAGUCUUCUGGGGAUCUGUGGUUGCUUGAGUUCCGCAAAGCUUAUGGUUGAGCUCUACCUGCAAUCAAGCUAACUUCAAAUAUCCUUAACACUUGCAUUUAAUUUAAAUCUCAUAUGUUAAGGCCCUGUGUUUCUUAGAAUAAAAUUUGCUCUGCUAGAUGGCGUUUAUGAACAUUUAUUAAGAAUAAGACAGUUAAUGCAAUAAUUCAGUCAUCUAGCUGUAAGCAUCUAAGGAAAAAAGUUUUUUCAAUUUGUGACAAUACCAAUUUUUUCCUUUGGAUAAUUUUGAUUUUAUUAUAUAUAUAUAUUUUACUUAUAAAAGUUGCA